Molecule: messenger RNA, 1928 nt
Organism: Neoarius graeffei (lesser salmon catfish)
Lineage: Eukaryota; Metazoa; Chordata; Actinopteri; Siluriformes; Ariidae
Product: E3 ubiquitin-protein ligase TRIM39-like
Exons: 8
Coding region: 146-1828 (560 amino acids)
Molecular function (GO): protein binding; zinc ion binding
Source: RefSeq, a predicted model, not a curated record
UCCAACUCACAUCGAGAAGAAACCCUUAUUUUCACAAUUUCUGAAAUGAACUGCAGGAUUUUCACCGAGUCUGAAAUAUAAACACAAUUCUCACUCCCUGAAAAGAGGCGAGUAAAAUAAAGGUUCAAAACACAGGAGGAAGAAAAUGGCUGAAUCUUCAUCACCAGCAAAAGACAGAAGAAGGAGCAGCAUGGAAGAACCAGAUUCAUUUUCUGGUGACUCCAGCAGUCUCCUGUCUGAAGAGCAGCUGCUGUGUUCGAUCUGUCUGGAUGUGUUCACUGAUCCACUCAGCACUCCAUGUGGACACAACUUCUGUAAGAGCUGCCUUACACAGUGCUGGGAGAAGAGUCAACACUGUCACUGUCCAUUAUGUAAAGAGAAAUUCACCAAGAAACCUGAACUGAAGAUUAAUACAACACUGAGAGAGGUUGCAGAUCUCUUCAAGAAGAAACGUGGUCCUGACAAACCUGGGGUUCUUUGUGAUGCCUGCACUGGAGAGAAGCUGAAGGCUCUGAAAUCCUGUCUGGAUUGUGGACUGACUUUCUGUAAAACUCAUUUAGAGCCUCAUAAUCAUGUUUCCAAACUUAAGAAACACAAACUAAUAAACGCUGUGGAGAACCUGGAGGACUACAUAUGCCAGAAACAUGAGAGACCGCUGGAGCUGUUCUGUAGAGAUGAUCAGACGUGUGUGUGUCAGUUCUGCACUGAGACAGACCACAAGAAUCACAACACUGUUCCUAUAGAGCAGGAGAGCGGAGAGAGGAAGACUCAGCUGGGGAAAACACAGACAGAUGUGCAGCAGAUGAUUCAGGACCGACUGAAAAAGAUACAAGAGAUCAAACACUCAGUCGAGCUCAGCAAAAGAAGCACAGAGAAAGAGAAAGCAGACAGUGUUGAAGUCUUCACUGCUCUGAUUCGCUCCAUUGAGAGAAGUCAGGCUGAGCUGCUCGAGGUGAUGGAGGAGAAGCAGAAAGCAGCAGAGAGGCAGGCUGAAGGACUCAUUAAAGAGCUGGAGCAGGAAAUCACUGUGCUAAAGAGGAGAGACACUGAGCUGGAGCAGCUCUCACACACUGAGGAGCAUCUCCACCUCCUACAGAUUUACUCCUCCAUGUGCAGCCCUCCACACACCAAGAACUGGACUGAGAUCAGUAUUAACACUGAUCUGAGUGGGGACACUGUGAGGACAGCUCUGUCUCAGCUUCAGCAGACUCUGAAUGAGAAACUCACUAAAACACUCGAUGACAAGGAAGCAGAACUGAAGAGGAUUCAGCAGUAUGCAGUGGAUGUGACUCUGGAUCCUGAUACAGCUCAUCCAUAUCUCAUCCUGUCUGCUGAUGGAAAACAAGUGACAUGUGGAGACAAACGACAGAAUCUCCCUGAUACACCACAGAGGUUUAAUCCGUGUGUUAAUGUUCUGGGAAAGCAGAGUUUCUCCUCAGGGAGAUUUUAUUAUGAGGUGCAGGUCAGAGGGAAAACUGCGUGGGGUUUAGGAGUUGUGAGAGAGAACAUUAACAGGAAGGGGGAGAUUACAGCGACUCCUCAGAAUGGAUUGUGGACUGUGGUACUGAGGAAUGAGAAUCAGUAUAAGGCUUGUGCUGGUCACUCUGUCCCCCUCACACUGAGAGAGAAGCUGGAGAUGGUGGGGGUGUUUGUGGAUUAUGAUGAGGGUCUGGUCUCCUUUUAUGAUGUGAAGUCCAGAUCUCAUAUCUACUCUUUCACUGGUCAGUCUUUCACUGAGAAACUCUAUCCAUACUUCAGUCCUUGUUUAAAUGAAGGAGGUAAAAAUUCAGCCCCACUGAUCAUCUCUCCUGUAUUAAAGACUGAAUGAAUUUUCAACUCACAAAUGUAAUCAUCUAUUAAAUGGUGAGAAUAAACAGAAAUAUUUUACUUUUUCUGGUUAAUUUUAGUAAUACAUAUUUCCCUUUAAA